CGUACCCACCCACCGCUCUGGUCUGCCCCGGUCCGGUCAUCAUGUUCUGCUCCCAGCUCCAGCUCCUCCUGGUGUCCCUCUGCACAUCUGUGCUGCUGGAUCGCAUCAGCGCCGCGCCACACAGGGACAUCCUGGAACAGAUCAACAGAGACAACGCCAACGGCGAGGAGGAUGCCACUGAGGACGUGUCUGAGAUGCUGGCCUUGAAGCUCCUGGAGGGUCUGAUCGGCGAGCGUAACGAGGAGAACUUCUUCCCAGACCGCGGCCCCAACGGUCUGCGGGGACAGGUGCCACGGCAGCUCCCCAACUCCCAACGGGAGCGCAAGGCAGGAUGCCGCAACUUCUACUGGAAGACCUUCACCUCCUGCUAGCACAACACCAGACAUGAUCCCACUAUUGCACUUUCCAAAGGGAUUAAUUUAUACAGGUGAUCAAUUCUCUACCAUGUCACUGUAGAACAACUGUAGAACUGUUUUGCUUUUUGCUUAC
Messenger RNA from Engraulis encrasicolus (European anchovy), 489 nucleotides. RefSeq names its product somatostatin 5 (gene sst5). The record is from RefSeq and is a predicted model, not a curated record. Gene Ontology annotation, cellular component: extracellular region. The transcript has 2 exons. Gene Ontology annotation, molecular function: hormone activity. The coding region runs from base 42 to 371 and encodes 109 amino acids. Gene Ontology annotation, biological process: regulation of cell migration. Lineage: Eukaryota; Metazoa; Chordata; Actinopteri; Clupeiformes; Engraulidae.